Molecule: messenger RNA, 759 nt
Organism: Stylonychia lemnae
Lineage: Eukaryota; Ciliophora; Spirotrichea; Sporadotrichida; Oxytrichidae
Source: the annotation of a GenBank genome assembly
AUGAUCUACCAUAGCUUCGCUCACUUUGAGAAGAGCUCAAUAGCUAAGAUCCCAGACCACCACCUCCCAAUUAUCAGAAUUGUGCUUGCUGUGAUUGUUUUCUUCUGCAUGAUACUCCAAGGACUAUCAAACCCAUCUGGCACAGCCAUUUACAAGAGACUCUUCACAGAUUUGGAAUUUUAUGCAACCUUCUUUGCCAUACUUGGCUUACUUAUGGCACACAGAGCUUCAAAAGUUCCAUCAGACAAAGAGAUCGUUAGAACAGUAGACUUAAUGAAAAAGAAAAACGCUUUGAUAGUGAAUUCAAUAGCAAUUUUCCUCAAUAUCUUUUGCUCUCUCAUUUACUUCGUCUUCCAACCAAUCGUCUAUGGAGCUAGAGACUUCGAGGCUAGCGUAAAGGACAGCAUCUUCAACAGUAUUGCCUAUUCUGUUGCUCUCUUCUCAGUGCUAUUCCAUUUCGCCUGUUCUAGAUUCGCUCUCCUUGACUAAGACUCUUAUUACAUUUUAUUAGUUCUCAUGUUCUGGACUGCAAUGAAUCUAUUAAUCCAAGGAAACGGACUCUUCUUUAAAGAUAUUAAGGACGACUCUCUGCUUAUCAAGACAUUCCUUGCCAGUUUCAUCAUGCUAGCAAGCAUGUGCUUCUACUACCUUCUCACUGUUACUUCUCAGUACAUCAAGGGCUACAAGGAAAAGCACGAGAAGCACAAUCUCCACGAUCAGAGCCAUAAACUGAUUUAAAACUACAAGGACCAACCAUGA